GUCGCUCUCUUCCUUUGAACAUCCACCCAAACAUCAAAAUGGCGCCCGCAGCAGCUACCGGUGGCAAGAAGCAAAAGAAGAAGUGGUCCAAGGGCAAGGUCAAGGACAAGGCCCAGCACGCCGUCGUUCUCGACAAGCCUACCGCCGAGAAGCUCCAGAAGGAUGUUCAGUCUUACCGUCUGAUCACCGUCGCCACCCUUGUCGACCGUCUCAAGAUCAACGGCAGCCUUGCCCGCGCUGCUCUUGCUGACCUUGAGGCCAACGGUCAGAUCAAGAAGGUUGUCGGUCACUCUAGCAUGAACAUCUACACCCGCGCCGUCACCGCCGAGUAAACGUCUCGUCUCUCGUCUUUUCUCUCGCGGUUCUCUUUUUCCUUGCUACGAAUGAUAUCAUUUCACCAUGGGAAGCUCGGCUGGGCGUGAUGCAUAGUGGUUUAACGUCUGACUCUCGAAGAGUGUGGAACAUUCGCACUUCUGGUUUACUCCAAGUAGUGCGAACUGAAUCAAAAAAUCUACAAAACUUCUUGAAAGGAACUUCGUGAUCCGAUUCGUAGAUUG
Penicillium antarcticum is the source of this 557-nucleotide messenger RNA. Its product is annotated as 40S ribosomal protein eS25. The transcript is spliced from 4 exons. Gene Ontology annotation, cellular component: cytosolic small ribosomal subunit. Gene Ontology annotation, molecular function: structural constituent of ribosome. Lineage: Eukaryota; Fungi; Ascomycota; Eurotiomycetes; Eurotiales; Aspergillaceae. The record is from RefSeq and is a predicted model, not a curated record. Bases 39 to 332 code for a protein of 97 amino acids.